AUGCUUAGGAAGUAUAUCAAGUCCGUCAAGGACGAGAACACCAAAACAAGUUCAAGCUCAUGCUCAAGUGCAGAGUCAAGCACAAGCUCACAACACAAAACUGAGAAGGAUGACCAAAAUGACAGAAUGCUCUAUAAACGCUAUUCCAGCUCAAUUGAGUCAAGCCGAGAAUCAAGCAUGAUCUCGUCCGUCACUAUGUCAACUCUGGACUCUCUCUAUAAUAAGAAAAGUUGGCAAGAAGAACUCGAGUAUUUUACAAAAAAUAAUCACAGCAGCUCGCGAAAGCCUCCAGUUAGCAAGCUGCCUGAGAUUCCGGUUUGGCAGUAUCCCGGUGAGGGCCAGGACGAAUUUUCAAGUCUGGAAUCAGAGCUUUAA
Kuraishia capsulata CBS 1993 is the source of this 375-nucleotide messenger RNA. RefSeq lists its product as uncharacterized. The transcript has a single exon. The record is from RefSeq and is a predicted model, not a curated record. Lineage: Eukaryota; Fungi; Ascomycota; Pichiomycetes; Pichiales; Pichiaceae. The coding region runs from base 1 to 375 and encodes 124 amino acids.